AUGGAGGUAGACACUCACACCGAAGAAAAUGCCCCGACAGCUCCAGAACAAACAACCGAGUCGGCCCCACCUAUACCGCCAGCGGAGGAGGACGUCGAAAAAACCGCAAGCAAGACUAAGAAGCCGGUUGAGCUCGAAUGGGAGACAGGGAAGUCUCUAUUGCCACUUGUACGUGUACAGAAGAUUUUGAAGGCAGACAAGGAGCUACCCACAGUGUCAAAGGAGGCGGCGUUGAUUAUAUCAAUAGCUACAGAAAAGUUCAUCAAACUGCUGGCGGAAGCAUCUCAUCAGGUGGCGAAGAGGGAGAGCAGGGUGACAGUACAGCAGAAAGAUAUCGCUUCGGUGGUGCGUAGAGAAGACGGGUUUUUGUUCUUAGAAGGUAAGUUGUUUGCUCGAACAAUCGGGUUGAAUCGUGCUUAG
Stereum hirsutum FP-91666 SS1 is the source of this 420-nucleotide messenger RNA. RefSeq lists its product as uncharacterized. Gene Ontology annotation, molecular function: protein heterodimerization activity. Gene Ontology annotation, cellular component: nucleus; CHRAC. Bases 1 to 420 code for a protein of 139 amino acids. Lineage: Eukaryota; Fungi; Basidiomycota; Agaricomycetes; Russulales; Stereaceae. The record is from RefSeq and is a predicted model, not a curated record. The transcript is spliced from 3 exons.